This is a messenger RNA of Talaromyces proteolyticus, 1964 nucleotides long. RefSeq names its product apurinic or apyrimidinic site lyase. Gene Ontology annotation, cellular component: mitochondrion; nucleus. Gene Ontology annotation, biological process: base-excision repair. Lineage: Eukaryota; Fungi; Ascomycota; Eurotiomycetes; Eurotiales; Trichocomaceae. Gene Ontology annotation, molecular function: phosphoric diester hydrolase activity; DNA-(apurinic or apyrimidinic site) endonuclease activity; zinc ion binding. Bases 130 to 1794 code for a protein of 554 amino acids. The transcript is spliced from 5 exons. The record is from RefSeq and is a predicted model, not a curated record.
GAUACAACUCGCCCGACCCCUAGACACCAGAAAUCGAUUCUCCUAUUGAUUCUCUUCGUCAAUUCUCAUCAUUCCUUUACGUGAGAACCUCGACCGCAAGCAUAUCUCACAUCUGCCAGGGAUCCAGCAAUGUUUGGUUCGGACUCCGCUGCAGCUAGCAACGUCAGCAAGAAAAGAGCAAUUGAUGAGGCACAGGAUUUCAGCUCUUCGCCACGGCGGUCAAAACGGACAAGACAGAGUAUCAACGUGGAUGAUAACGAUACAGAUUCCACCGCACUAGAAUCCGAGACACCUAAAAAACGCGCUCGGGGAAUCGUCACCAACGGCAACGCGACCAAGUCGCAAAAAAAAGGGACGGAAGUGAAAACAGAGGUUGAGGAGGAAGACACUUCUGAGAUCAUUGAAUCGAAGAAGUACUUUAAGUCUGUUCAAACGCAAAGGUCACCCCCUGUGAAAGACUCGCGCGAGGUCAAGGAAGAGCAAAUCGAAGCCGAGAAAAAGGAAACACCGUCCAAGAGUGUAACGAAAAAGCAGGCAUCCAAGAAGGAGAAGACUGCAGAAAUGGCAGUACCUCUGAAUGUAAGAACGAAAGGAUUGCAGAUGUUUGUGGGUGCUCACGUCAGUGCUGCGAAAGGGGUGCAAAACUCUGUGGUUAAUAGUGUACAUAUUGGGGGAAACGCCUUCGCGCUCUUUUUAAAGUCCCAAAGGAAAUGGGACAACCCGGCGCUGCAGGAUGAUCAUAGGGAGCAGUUUUUGAAAUUCUGCACAGAUCAUCAGUACGAUGCUGCAAAACACAUUCUGCCACAUGGUUCAUACCUAGUGAACCUAGCACAAGAGGACACAGUCAAGGCAAAGCAGGCAUAUGACUCUUUUCUCGACGAUCUCAAAAGGUGUGAGAAACUAGGUAUCAAGUUGUACAAUUUCCACCCCGGCGCAGUCGGUCAGAGUACACUUGAAUCGGCUACAUCCCGACUCGCACAGGCGUUGACAAAAGCACUGUCUGCAACAUCCACUGUGACGCCAGUAUUAGAAACAAUGUGCGGCCACGGCACGACCAUCGGUGGACCGCUCUCUGAAAUCGGGGCAGUAAUUUCUCAAAUCCCCAAAGAAUUCCAUUCUCGUGUUGGAGUCUGCGUCGAUACCUGUCAUAGCUUUGCUUAUGGCUACGAUUUAAUUUCUCCAGAGGGAUUUAAGUCAUUCAUGCAGGAGUUCGAUGAUAAAAUCGGUUUGCAGUUCUUAAGAGCAUUGCAUCUAAACGACUCAAAAGCCCCACGAGGCAGCAAACGGGAUCUCCACGCAAACAUAGGCACAGGAUUCUUAGGACUCCGUGCCUUCCACAAUGUGAUGAACGAAGAACGCUUCCAGGGCCUACCCAUGAUCCUUGAAACUCCCAUCGACAAACCUGAUCCUGCAUAUAGCCAGGCCCAAGCGAAUAGCCGGUCUAAAGAAGGAGAUAAUAACAACAGCGAGCAGGAUUCUGACGCACCGAAAAUGAAGAAAAAGAACCAACCCAAAAAGAAACCAUUAGGAAAGGCCCCUCCAACAAUCGAAGACAAGUCUAUAUGGGCUCGUGAAAUCAAACUUCUAGAAUCCUUGAUCGGAAUGGAUCCCGAAAGUGUAGAGUUUCGUGCCCUAGAGACCCAAUUAUCCGAAGCCGGGCGGGCGGAGAGAGAAAAACAUCAGGAACAAUACGAACGGAAGCUUGAGACAGAGUCUAAGAAAAAGCAGAAGGAGCUCGGGAAGGGCCAAAAGAACCUGGCGGAUAUGUUUCAGAAGGGGAAAAAAGGGAAGUAAUCUAGCUGACAGUCGUGAUGUAGAGGGUUGGACUUGCCUACUGUACAUGUUAGCAAAAUGUAACAUGUUUCAAAUUUUUUGUAUAACGAGAAAUGCAUAGAAGUGGUGGCUACGUGUGGGAGGUAUUGAAAUUGCACCAGGUUUAGUGUAACAGUGAAGAAAGAAGCACG